Messenger RNA from Pongo pygmaeus (Bornean orangutan), 13734 nucleotides. RefSeq names its product potassium calcium-activated channel subfamily M alpha 1 (gene KCNMA1). NCBI's taxonomy places the organism in Eukaryota, Metazoa, Chordata, Mammalia, Primates, Hominidae. Gene Ontology annotation, biological process: potassium ion transmembrane transport. Gene Ontology annotation, molecular function: large conductance calcium-activated potassium channel activity. The transcript has 30 exons. Gene Ontology annotation, cellular component: postsynaptic membrane. The coding region runs from base 1670 to 5458 and encodes 1262 amino acids. The record is from RefSeq and is a predicted model, not a curated record.
UCAGAAGGGGGAUUCCCCUGGUGGUGUACGGAGACAGGCUACGGAACAAACACGGACUCCUUCUUCAUCUUAAGCGGGGAGAAGGGAAGACCCUAAAUGGGGAACGGUGAGCCGCAAUGAAGUCUGGAGCCCCUCUUCCCCCAUCUGCCCUCCUCACAGGAUAGAUGGAGUCUGAGACUAUAUAAGAGGAAAGCCACCCUUCCGGGAACUCUAUUGUCUACCGGGGCCUGCACUAUCCCCAAGCCAGGUCGUCCUGAUCAUCUCUGCCUAAUCUCUGUUGGGCAGCCUCUGUUGCUAAUAAGGAAAAAGGAGAGAAACCACCUGCUGCUGUCAGAGGCCACAGACCACCCGCCGGCCUUCCUGACUCUACCCUCCAGCCACACGCGGGACCCUGGGCACAUAGGUAGCAGGAAGAGCGAAGUAGGGGUGGGUAGCUGUGUGUAUCCUGGCGUGGAGUCCUCCUCACUCCCGAAGCCCGAGGGUCCUGGGGCGCUCAGCCUGUGGAAUCCAGUUGACAGCUGGCCACUCCUCCCCUCCCCACUGGAGGCUCUUUUGGGAAAAAAGCGGCCUGACCGGGGCGCCCCGCCAUCCUCCCAGUGUACCCCACCGCUCUCUGCUGGGGGCGCAGCACCUUGGAGAGAGGCGCCUGGCCCGGGGCGCCUCUACCUUGCGCCCGGGGGGUCAGGGUCGCGUGCCGGGCCGCUGCCGAGGGUCCCUGCUCACCCCUGCCCAGCCCGGAGCCAGGCGAGACAGCGCGGCGAGCCUCCUCCCCUCCCGCCUCGGGCGUCCUGAGCCCGCGCCCGCUCCAGUUGCUGCAGCUGCUGCUGCUGGCGGCUGCGAGGAGCGCGGGGCGCGCGCCGAAGAGGCUUGGGCGGCGAGGACGGGGACGAGGAGGAGUCGGAGGCGGCAAGGAGGAAGAGCGAGCGGAGGCCGAGGGGCUCAGCCGCGUGGCGACAGGACUAGGGGGUCCCGAGAACAUGGGCUAGCAGGCGGCCACGGCCUGGCGGCCGGACGCGGUGAACCUGCCGCGGCAGGGCGCGCACUGGCGCGGCGAGCCGGAGCCGAGCGCAGCCGGGGGAGGAGGGCUGGCGCAGGGGCGCCCUGGCAGAGGGGGCCGAUUAUCCAUUAUUAACGAGUUACCACCUAAUAAGCGGAGAGCGGCUCGUUAGCCGCGCGGGAGGCGCUCGGGGAAGGGGGUCCCCGGCCGAGCGCAGCGCACACCCGUGGCGCACGGCGGGCGGCGCGGCGCCGAGGACACCCGGGCCCGCGCGCGGAGCCGGGGCGGGCCCGGGGGCGGCGCAGACCCCGGGCGCGGGCGGCCCGCGGCGCCCCCUUGCUCUCGGCGCUCGGGGCCAGCGCAGCCCGGGGCGAGCGGGGCGCGGGCCGGGGAGGGGGAGCUGCCCGCGCACUCCAUCCCCCUCCCCCCCGGGCGGGCCGGCGGCCGGGGGGAGGGCGGGCGGCGGCGGCUAGCUGUAUAUAUCUCGGCGCACCCCGCCAGGUCGCGCACAGCGCCCCGAGCCCAGGCGCCUCCCCGCCCCCCUCCCGCGCUCCGCGGCGGCGGCGGCGGCAGCAGCAGUAGCAGCAAUAUGGCUGUUGAUGGGUGUUUGGGGUGGCGCUGGCGGCGGGAGGAGCUCCUCCGAGCCCCUGCGCCGGCUGCCCGUUGCUAGCUAUGGCAAAUGGUGGCGGCGGCGGCGGCGGCAGCAGCGGCGGCGGCGGCGGCGGCGGAGGCAGCAGUCUUAGAAUGAGUAGCAAUAUCCACGCGAACCAUCUCAGCCUAGACGCGUCCUCCUCCUCCUCCUCCUCUUCCUCUUCUUCUUCUUCCUCCUCCUCUUCCUCCUCGUCCUCGGUCCACGAGCCCAAGAUGGAUGCGCUCAUCAUCCCGGUGACCAUGGAGGUGCCGUGCGACAGCCGGGGCCAACGCAUGUGGUGGGCUUUCCUGGCCUCCUCCAUGGUGACUUUCUUCGGGGGCCUCUUCAUCAUCUUGCUCUGGCGGACGCUCAAGUACCUGUGGACCGUGUGCUGCCACUGCGGGGGCAAGACGAAGGAGGCCCAGAAGAUUAACAAUGGCUCAAGCCAGGCGGAUGGCACUCUCAAACCAGUGGAUGAAAAAGAGGAGGCAGUGGCCGCCGAGGUCGGCUGGAUGACCUCCGUGAAGGACUGGGCGGGGGUGAUGAUAUCCGCCCAGACACUGACUGGCAGAGUCCUGGUUGUCUUAGUCUUUGCUCUCAGCAUCGGUGCACUUGUAAUAUACUUCAUAGAUUCGUCAAACCCAAUAGAAUCCUGCCAGAAUUUCUACAAAGAUUUCACAUUACAGAUCGACAUGGCUUUCAACGUGUUCUUCCUUCUCUACUUUGGCUUGCGGUUUAUUGCAGCCAACGAUAAGUUGUGGUUCUGGCUGGAAGUGAACUCUGUAGUGGAUUUCUUCACGGUGCCCCCCGUGUUUGUGUCUGUGUACUUAAACAGAAGUUGGCUUGGUUUGAGAUUUUUAAGAGCUCUGAGACUGAUACAGUUUUCAGAAAUUUUGCAGUUUCUGAAUAUUCUUAAAACAAGUAAUUCCAUCAAGCUGGUGAAUCUGCUCUCCAUAUUUAUCAGCACGUGGCUGACUGCAGCCGGGUUCAUCCAUUUGGUGGAGAAUUCAGGGGACCCAUGGGAAAAUUUCCAAAACAACCAGGCUCUCACCUACUGGGAAUGUGUCUAUUUACUCAUGGUCACAAUGUCCACCGUUGGUUAUGGGGAUGUUUAUGCAAAAACCACACUUGGGCGCCUCUUCAUGGUCUUCUUCAUCCUUGGGGGACUGGCCAUGUUUGCCAGCUACGUCCCUGAAAUCAUAGAGUUAAUAGGAAACCGCAAGAAAUACGGGGGCUCCUAUAGUGCGGUUAGUGGAAGAAAGCACAUUGUGGUCUGUGGACACAUCACUCUGGAGAGUGUUUCCAACUUCCUGAAGGACUUUCUGCACAAGGACCGGGAUGACGUCAAUGUGGAGAUCGUUUUUCUUCACAACAUCUCCCCCAACCUGGAGCUUGAAGCUCUGUUCAAACGACAUUUUACUCAGGUGGAAUUUUAUCAGGGUUCCGUCCUCAAUCCACAUGAUCUUGCAAGAGUCAAGAUAGAGUCAGCAGAUGCAUGCCUGAUCCUUGCCAACAAGUACUGCGCUGACCCGGAUGCGGAGGAUGCCUCGAACAUCAUGAGAGUAAUCUCCAUAAAGAACUACCAUCCGAAGAUAAGAAUCAUCACUCAAAUGCUGCAGUAUCACAACAAGGCCCAUCUGCUAAACAUCCCGAGCUGGAAUUGGAAAGAAGGUGAUGACGCAAUCUGCCUCGCAGAGUUGAAGUUGGGCUUCAUAGCCCAGAGCUGCCUGGCUCAAGGCCUCUCCACCAUGCUUGCCAACCUCUUCUCCAUGAGGUCAUUCAUAAAGAUUGAGGAAGACACGUGGCAGAAAUACUACUUGGAAGGAGUCUCAAAUGAAAUGUACACAGAAUAUCUCUCCAGUGCCUUCGUGGGUCUGUCCUUCCCUACUGUUUGUGAGCUGUGUUUUGUGAAGCUCAAGCUCCUAAUGAUAGCCAUUGAGUACAAGUCUGCCAACCGAGAGAGCCGUAUAUUAAUUAAUCCUGGAAACCAUCUUAAGAUCCAAGAAGGUACUUUAGGAUUUUUCAUCGCAAGUGAUGCCAAAGAAGUUAAAAGGGCAUUUUUUUACUGCAAGGCCUGUCAUGAUGACAUCACAGAUCCCAAAAGAAUAAAAAAAUGUGGCUGCAAACGGCCCAAGAUGUCCAUCUACAAGAGAAUGAGACGGGCAUGUUGUUUUGAUUGCGGACUUUCUGAGCGUGACUGCUCGUGCAUGUCAGGCCGUAUGCGUGGUAACGUGGACACCCUUGAGAGAGCCUUCCCACUUUCUUCUGUCUCUGUUAAUGAUUGCUCCACCAGUUUCCGUGCCUUUGAAGAUGAGCAGCCGUCAACACUAUCACCAAAAAAAAAGCAACGGAAUGGAGGCAUGCGGAACUCACCCAACUCCUCGCCUAAGCUGAUGAGGCAUGACCCCUUGUUAAUUCCUGGCAAUGAUCAGAUUGACAACAUGGACUCCAAUGUGAAGAAGUACGACUCUACUGGGAUGUUUCACUGGUGUGCAGCCAAGGAGAUAGAGAAAGUCAUCCUGACUCGAAGUGAAGCUGCUAUGACCGUCCUGAGUGGCCAUGUCGUGGUCUGCAUCUUUGGCGAUGUCAGCUCAGCCCUGAUCGGCCUCCGGAACCUGGUGAUGCCGCUCCGUGCCAGCAACUUUCAUUACCACGAGCUCAAGCACAUUGUGUUUGUGGGCUCUAUUGAGUACCUCAAGCGGGAAUGGGAGACACUUCAUAACUUCCCCAAAGUGUCCAUAUUGCCUGGUACGCCAUUAAGUCGGGCUGAUUUAAGGGCUGUCAACAUCAACCUCUGUGACAUGUGCGUUAUCCUGUCAGCCAAUCAGAAUAAUAUUGAUGAUACUUCGCUGCAGGACAAGGAAUGCAUCUUGGCGUCACUCAACAUCAAAUCUAUGCAGUUUGAUGACAGCAUCGGGGUCUUGCAGGCUAAUUCCCAAGGGUUCACACCUCCAGGAAUGGAUAGAUCCUCUCCAGAUAACAGCCCAGUGCAUGGGAUGUUACGUCAACCAUCCAUCACAACUGGGGUCAACAUCCCCAUCAUCACUGAACUAGCUAAACCGGGCAAGUUGCCUUUGGUAUCAGUCAAUCAGGAAAAAAACAGUGGGACGCACAUUCUAAUGAUAACUGAACUGGUGAACGAUACUAAUGUUCAGUUUUUGGACCAAGACGAUGAUGAUGACCCUGAUACAGAACUGUACCUCACGCAGCCCUUUGCCUGUGGGACAGCGUUUGCCGUCAGUGUCCUGGACUCACUCAUGAGUGCGACAUACUUCAAUGACAAUAUCCUCACCCUGAUACGGACCCUGGUGACCGGAGGAGCCACGCCGGAGCUGGAGGCUCUGAUUGCUGAGGAGAAUGCCCUUAGAGGUGGCUACAGCACCCCGCAGACACUGGCCAAUAGGGACCGCUGCCGCGUGGCCCAGUUAGCUCUGCUCGAUGGGCCAUUUGCGGACUUAGGGGAUGGUGGUUGUUAUGGUGAUCUGUUCUGCAAAGCUCUGAAAACAUACAAUAUGCUUUGUUUUGGAAUUUACCGGCUGAGAGAUGCUCACCUCAGCACCCCAAGUCAGUGCACAAAGAGGUAUGUCAUCACCAAUCCCCCCUACGAGUUUGAGCUCGUGCCGACGGACCUGAUCUUCUGCUUAAUGCAGUUUGACCACAACGCCGGCCAGUCCCGGGCCAGCCUGUCCCAUUCCUCCCACUCGUCGCAGUCCUCCAGCAAGAAGAGCUCCUCUGUUCACUCCAUCCCAUCCACAGCAAACCGACAGAACCGGCCCAAGUCCAGGGAGUCCCGGGACAAACAGAACAGAAAAGAAAUGGUUUACAGAUGAACCGGAUAAUGCCUAUCCCAGAAACAUUCAAAUCAAGCCCAUGAGCACCCACAUGGCUAACCAGAUCAACCAAUAUAAAUCCACAAGCAGCUUGAUUCCACCAAUCAGAGAAGUUGAAGAUGAAUGUUGACUCCCAGGAGACCAGAACUAUUUUUUUAAAGCCUGACAAACUUCAUAAAUGGUGAUGUGACUUUUCUUCUUACAUGCUGAAUCACUGGUGGAAACGUUAGGAUAAGCAAGAAUUGCCAGAAAACAAAGUAGACAGAUCUUUCUCUGUGUCUGCCUUGAAUAUUGCUUCCAUGUAUUUUGGAAAAGAAAAUGAUUUCAUUUAUAAAUGAACAUACUAAAAUAGUCAUGUAUAGCCUCUAGCAUUUUAAAUUAUUUUUAUUUAUUAGAAAGAAAAUAUAUUUUUUCUUUUCAUUGUCAAAUAUCUUCCCUAUAUCUAAACAAUGCAAAAUCUAAAUGAAUAAGUGGUCAGACUCCUUAAUGUGUUUUUCUCUUCUUUCUCUCUUUUUCUUUGAGGAGAAUGAUGGUCACCACCACAAUUAAUUGUAAUUAAGGGAAAUGAAUUAUUAAAACAAUUUUAAAAUGGCCAAUGAUGUAUACAUGUAUUUUAGUAAAUCCAAAAAAGAAGACUAAGGGGACAGGUGAAUACCUGCUCCUCGCCUGGAUGGGUGUGUAUUUUGAUCUGCAUUGACACCAGCUCUUAAUAAAUGGAAACUUUUAUUUUCACAGUUGAAAGUCAUAUUUUUGUAGUUUUAGUUUUCAUUCUGUAGUUCUCACCCCUUUGUUCAUAUUUUUAAAGGGAAGACCUUCUGCUGCUUUUCUACAAUUGGCAGAUCAGGUUUGUCUGGCCAACUAAGGACACCAGGAGGGUUGUGGGCACGCCUGGGAUGUGGAAGCUGAGGACCAGAUGCACACAAGGCAUUGCUCUGUUUGCUGUUCUAGUGGUGGAGACUCCUACGUGCUGUUAUGCUUCUCAUUUUAUAUUUCCAAACCACCUGAGCGAGUAAUGUCAACUUUGGGAGGGUCUGGUGGACUUUCUCCCCACUCCCCAAGUCUCAGAGCUUUUAGCCUGGAAGUUUGUAAAACUGAUCAGUAGUUUUACUUUACCAUAGGAUGUGAGAGGGCAGUCAUUCUUCUCACUGAGUUUUUGUUUAAAAACCAAGAAAUUUCUACAAUCAUGGAGACAGAUUUUAAUUUGCAUGCUCUCCUUUAUUUAGUUGCUGGGGCCAAACACAUGAACUUGUUACAACAAUUUAAAAAAUAAUAAUAACAAAGGGAAAGCAAUGAAUGCACUUCAUAUGGACUGUUAGAAAAGGCCUUUGAAAAUUACCAGUAGUGAAAUCAAAUAAAUCAGCCACUUUAAACUGCGGUCAAAAGAUUUUUCUAGCCAUCAGAUGCAAUUACCAUGUCUCAGAGCUCUGCUGUCGCUUGCAUGCUCAGUGUACAGUCCCCUGGCAACUGUUUUGUUCCAAUCAACUUAGCAAGUCUUUCAACUUUAAAAUUAUCAAUCUUUGUUAUGAUCAUCAAGGUCUCUGGAGAAGCAUGGAUGUAAUAGUGAUUUCUAUUUUCUUAAAAAAUGUAAACUGUGGACACUUAAUGGAACCAAGCUAACCAAAGUAUCUCCCCGAAGUUCCAUGAUAUCUAGUCCAUUAACUCUUUGGGCCAUGACCUGUGGUACCUAGUUAUGGUAGUGCAAAUCAGAUCAGAGCAAAGCAAUGAGAUCAUCAUGAAGACAUAUGUCCACUAAGUACUCCAAUUACCAGCAUAGGCAAAAUGAGCUUCCACCUCUGUCCACUCCCUGCAGAGCCAAUAUAGUCGUGCUUCCACCUCGUAGGCAUUGUCCUGCAGUAACUUGUCGGACUGUGGUUACUCUGUCGUCACAUUUUGUAGAAUUAGUUCUAUAAAAGUAUUGUGAAUACAAUGUAUGUCCAAUUGGAUUGUUUAAAAACUACUUAUAAUUAAUCACUGGCCUACUCAGCAGACUAAAAUGAUGUCAACAGUCUAUAUUCAGGCUUAUAAACAUUUCUUGGUUUCCAACAGAAGUCAAAUGUGUUUGUGGGGAGAACGUUUUGCUAGGAUUUUGACAACUUUCCUGAAAGCUAGGCCUUCUUUUACAUAAUGAUUUUGCAUUGGGGUCACCUUAGUAUAUUCACGUCAAUCCACGCUCUUCUUUCCUUCGUGAACCACAGUGGGCUCUUCACUCCUGCUCGUAAUAACCACCUCCAAAUUUGUUAGAGUGAUUUGGUCUCCUCUGGCAGGCUGUGGUGGCCACAUAAAGGAUCUUCCAUUAGAGGGACACAGGACACAAAGCUCCAUUCCCACUACCCUGUCUUCCCUGUGUCACCCCUACCAAGGCAAUCUGGAAGCAGAAAUGCAGACUCUAGCCCCAUCACACAUCCACUGAUGCAUUUGUGGCUAGAGAUUUUAAUCUAAACUUUAAAAAAAAAUCAUAAUAGUUAGGAUAGUUUCCUAUAGCAAAGGGCUCCUUGAUUCAUAAGCACCCCCCCUCCAGAAAAAAACCAAAUUGGUAGAAAUUCAUUUUCUUUUAAGUAGAGCAAUAAGUUCAUACUGUGUUGCCAUUGUAAUAAUGAAUUGUUCUGGACUAGAAAACAAAAUGAGGCAUUUUGUUAAGGAGGUAGGAAAAUGACUGGUUGUUGGGCCCUUUAGCAAAAGCUGGUGCCUGGUAAGUAGAAGCGAAAUGGAAACAGAAAUAACAUUUGUGAAAUCACUGGAGGGCUCAAGCAAAUGCCAGAGCUUCUCCCUGGCUUGUUCCUACUUGUUGAGCUCUUUGGCCCUGAGUCCCAUCCAUCUCCACUGUGACAGUCUGUCUUUCUGCCUACAUCCGCCUGAGACCAAGGAGGGUCUUUGGUACAGUCCACAUUCCGAGGUUCUGAUUUCCCAUCCCAGUUUAGGGCUCCAGAAAAGCCAUUCUCCCAAACUAAUGAUUCUUGGGUGCUGUGGGUCACCAACAGGCUGUUUACAAAGCAGAAAAUAUCAUCACCAUCAUAAUCUUUCUCCUUGAGAAAACUUUUAUUUUUGUCUAAGCAAUUUUAUAUUUUAGAAUAUCAUCUUGAACCGUUAUAAAACACCUUAAAUAAAAGUGAUUGUGACUAAGGCACAUUGGAGAACAUUCCAAAACUCUUUCCUCCCAAGGGUUCUGGCACCUUAUGAUGUAUUUUGUAAAAAAAUUGAUUGAAGAUUUUAAAUAAACAGGAAAUUAGAAGUGUUUGUUAGGGUUAGAUAAAGGAAAAGUGAAAAAGCAUAAGAAAUUUGGGACAUUUUCAUGUUGAAAGGAGAAAAAGCACAAAUUCCCUAGUUACCAUUUAAUAUAAGGGUGCAAGAGCCACAUUUACAAACAACUAGCUAUGAUCUUUAAAAAUGUUUUAAAAACUCUCUGAGUCUCAGUGACUUCAUUUGUAAAUGAGAGUGAUUCAUCUAGAUGACUCUAAGGUCUCUUUCAGGUCCCAGGGGACAUGAUCUAAGUUAGGAGUGGGAACAAGGGAGUGGCUGCUUCUCCUUGGCUAAGCCCAUGCAGACUAUUGUGUCCAGGACUGGAAUAAAGUUCUUUUUGCUGCAUCACCCAGGCAACACUCGCAGCCUUACUCAGGAGUAGUGAACAUUUUCUGCUCUGGACAUAGAAUAGGUAGGUUCAUUCCUGUGCUUUUCACUUUAGAUUCUCUUUAGGUUCAAGAUGCAAAUUUCUCAAUUCUGACACACCUGAAUCACGUUGGUCAAAUUUUGCUGCCGGUUUCUAGGGUUUUCUUCUCAAUUUCAUCCCUGCCUUCCCUUUUUUCUUGUUUUUUUUUGGUUCAAGGCCCAGCUUCAGUUAAUCCCUUCAUCUCUAUGCCAUGUCUCCAAUUCCUAGUAUGUAACUAGAGGUUCAAGAGACCCCAAAUUCCUGCCAUUUUCCGCAUUUAUGUUUCCCCAUGUGAAUCUUCAGGAAGUAACCAGUCUUCCUUCUCACUUCAUUUCCUGUCCUCUGUUUAUUUGGUUAUUUUCUUUCAUUAAUAAACUAACCAUCUCUUAGCUACUUACAUUCACAAAUGUAAUUUUAAUCUAUUGUGUUUUAUUGUGAAAGAGAAUCUCAUUGAAGGAAGGAAGGGCGAAAUUGAGGAAUAAAGGUAGGAAGGGAGAAAAACAAAGACUAUCCAACCAAUUGACUGAGAUGUGAGCCAGCUUGACUCCUAGGAGACUAAAUAGAUCCAUUCAGCUUGAACACUGAGUUCCAGGGCAGAAUCUGUCCAUUUUCUGUUUUGUUCUUACUUGCUGCUUUUGGAAUGGUGGUAAAGCCACCAAUCACCAUGAACCUUGAAAGGACCUUCACUAAUGAGUACUUGACUCACCCUCUUUAAAAAGCAAAAGAAACAGAAUUUACUUACAAUCUUCUGGUAAAUUACCUUUCUGCUCCUCUCCUUAUUCCCAAAAGGCAUUUUUUUUAAUCCAGCAGAGAUGAUUUAGCAUAUAAAUCCCAGGUCAUUUGAGGAGGUGAUGAUGCUAUUUGGAUUUAUUUAUGAGAGAGUAGUAAUUAUAAAUGAUUCCUAGGCAGUUUGUACUAGUUUGGUCAUAUUGGUUGUUUAAGUGGAGUCUCUUCUGAUUGGUUGUUUCCAAUAAAGUAUCAGUUGUUAAUAAUUUCAAGAUUUCCAUAAAAAUAAGGAGACUUGGAAAACAUUUUUAUUUUUAUUUCUUAAGAGACCACAGAGCCUAAUUUUCAAUUUUUAUGGUAAGCUUACUUAAAACAUGUAUAAAAAGAAGCCUAUAUGCUCAAAGGCAGAGGCACCUUUAGCCCUAUGACAGUUGGAAGCUCCAUGAUCUCACAACCCCACAUGGAUAGAUUGGAGAAAGAAUCUACUUAGACCACCUGUAGCAGACCUUCCUCUUUUGGCAUAUUUUUUUAAUCACAAAAAGGACCUGAGACUCCUUAUCUAAAGAUAAGCCAAACUUGGGGUAUACAUUAAGAAUCUGGGAAGAAAGAAAAAAAAGAAAAAGAUAUAAUAAGCAGUAUUUUAAAAUACCAUGAGUUAUGGGCAUGCAUAUGGUACAAAGAGUAGUUCUUUGGGUUGAAAGAAAGAAGAGUUUGCAUUGAACUGCAUAGGCUGGCAAGAAUGCAGAGGCAUAUAAUGUUUGAUGGGCUUUGGAGGCAUUUCAAUAGUAAAUGGGUGAGAAGACUGGAAAGAUGUGGAAUAUGAGAGUUUUCCAGGGAGAUGGGACUUAAUGGGCCAUGAUGUGUUUGUAGGAAUGUGAUUUCAAUAGAUUGACUAUUUUGUCUACUGUGAUAAGUUUGUGUAGGGAAACUCAGGAAAACUGAGUUGAGACUUCGUGGAAAGGGCUACAAAGUACAGUCUAAAGGCCUAGAUAAAGUUUGAAACUUUAUUUAGAAAGUCAUGAAAAGCCACUAAGAGUUUUAAGCAAAGAGUGAUGGGGCAGCAAUGGCUGUGCAUUUUUCAGGUUGAAAGUAGUGAGAUGUCAGUUCUUCCUGGAAGAUAUCAUGAGAAUGCACACAAAACUGAACAUUUUCUCAGCAGCAAGGAGUGCUAAAGGGUGUACACUCCAAGUCAACAACUCACCGUGUGCAGCACCUCCCUUCCUCACACAUUUUGCUUUGCUUUCUGUCACAGGACCAUCAGACGUAGAACGUCCUGACUCUUCUGAAUUACUAGAAUGUUAGCAACAAACUCACAAAGUAGAUUAGAGGGUAGGAAUAGAUACAUACAUUUUUAAAAACCUGCCAAUCAUACUAUUUUCUAGACAGUAAUAUAAUAAGAACAUGAGGCAGGACAUCCACAAAUUGUAAAGAAUAAUUAAUAGUCCAGAACUGCCAAAUAGGAAUUCCCAUUAUGAAAACACCCUUGCAGCUAAUCAGGUAGCCCUUGUUUAGAAACCAGUUAGCACUCAUAAAAUAUUUGUAAAAGGAGUGGGUAGGGGAGAAAUGAGCACAAUAUAGGUUCUGCCAUCAAUCAGCUUAUAAUACAACUAAAGAAAGAAAACAUGCUCAAAGCAUCAUUAGAGAAAGGGUGAGCCCUAACGACAUAGUUUCACAUUCAAUAUGGUAGGAGUUGAAACAAGGGAGAAAUGCUGUGGUUUGAAGUGAUUCAGCAAGGUAGGAUUUCUAGAGAAAGGGGGGUUUAGGAGUUAGAUAAGUAGAGGAUUAACAUUCUAGGUAUGAAGGCAGGAUUAUCUGGCAUGUGGCAGGGUGAAUGAUGUUAAUCAGUAACUGCUAAUUGAUAUUUACUGAGCAGCCGCUGUGUCCUCACGACUGUAAGACUAUUAGAGGAAGAUAGCCCACCUGCCUAACUGGGAACACAAGGCACACAUAUAUUGGAAAGAUCAUGUUGCACAAAACAGGUGUUCAAUAAAUAAUUUUUGAAUAAAUGUGAACACUGAAUAGCAAAUAAAUGUUAUGGAUCGUAAUAGUUGUAGAAGAUUGGUUGGGAUUGUAGGGACUGGAUGUGGGGCAAUGGCUGUGGGUCUAGAGUAUAUUCAUUGUGCAGUGGACACACACCUAAUCUGUCCUCAAGGACAGAACCAUGUGGAGGAAUAGGAAAACAAGAGAAGCAGGCAAGAAGCGGAGGUAGUGAGUACAGCAGCUAAGAAAUGUUACAUUGGGUUCAUCAAGAGCAAGAAAAGCUGAGAGCUGUCCAUGAGGGAAGGCCAUACAGGCAAGAGGAGUGGGACAGGGGAGUAAAGGAGUGGGCUACAACAGGCCCUGCAGAUGUGGAAGCCAGACCCACAGAGGCACUUAGAAAGUGAGGAUCCUGGAUGAAUUAUUUUAGGGAGAAAGUGUAGGUUUAGAUCAGCUGGCAGAUGUGUUUGUGGGCUAUAGCCAUGUUUUUCAGGACUAAAAGGGAGCAAAAUAAGUAGAUCUUCUUGGGACAGGAGAUCUAGGGUACUCAGAACCAGGGAAAUGAGAAACAAGAGGGGAAUUUUAAGAAAGAGAGGGCAGAUCAUCUAUGAGGUUGGCGAUGAAAGGUGUUGGAGAUGGUGAGGCACAAGUCAAAAGACUCACUCGAAGGGCAGGAACUCUGCUUAUUUGUCCAUAUUCCCAGAGUUUGUCAUGAGGUCUGCCCCAGGUGGGCAGUCACUCGGCCAUUAUGUGUCACUGUGGCUGCCAUGGUGGAUGGAGGCUGGACAGGACCUAUGGUGAUUGGCAGUCUUUCUGGAGGUCUCACCAGGGAGGGGUCUCAGAGUGGGCAUCUCCUUUCACCUUCCUGUGCAUGUCACUGCACUGUUCUUCUUCCCUCCCUGAACAGCACACACACUGCACCCUUAGUUUCAGGGGUCUGAAAACAAAUGCUACAACCACCUUGCUUUGGUGGCUUUUCUGAACAGGCAUUGUGAGAAGAGAUGUUCUGGCCAGGUGAAAGUGGACUUUAUCUUUAGGUAGGUUUUUCAGUUUAGAAAGGUUGCCUUUGCUUAACCCUUGAGGACUUCUGUGCUGCUGCUUCUCCUCCGUCUUGCUAGUUAACAGAACAGGGGCAGAAGUGACACCAAUGCUCUCAGCCAUGCCUGCCUUGGGAAGCACUACCGGGCCCCACUGUUUAGAAUCUUAGAUGGAAAUGUACACAAGGCACUGACACACGCCUGCAGGAGUGACCCAGUGCUUCCCUCCCAUGGGACUCAGGGUCAGCGUGGGAAGGCAGCUGGCAGGGACAGGAGCCCCGCCCGCAAGGUGGACCAAGCCUCACUUCCACACAAAACCAGAGUCCCAUCUGCCCCAGAGCGCUCGCUCUCCUCCCCUUCCUUCCGCUCAAUGCAGCCUGACACGCCUUUGACCAGAACUGCAACAUUUCAAACAUAAACCCAGAUCUGUUGGGAAAUCCUAAUUAAAAACGUUCCAUUCCCAGGUGGCACAAUCACAUCCUGCCUAAAACUUCUGGCCCACAUCCCACCACCCAGAUGUUGAAAAGAAACCUUUCUCUGCUUAACACCAAAACCUGCACUUCAAGGUUUCUUUAGGGGACAAAGACAAAAAAAGUACACACAUGCAGAGUUCAGCCUACAUGUUCAUUGAGGAAAAAGAGCGUGGCUUAUUCAUCUUUCAAUAUUUUGAUUGUUGGCAUUAUGAUUAUGAUUAUGAUUAAUUACUCUGACCUGACAGGAAUUGAAGAAGAGAAUAUAUGCUGGUGCUCUGAAAUGAUCUACCCAACUCUGUCAUCUGUAACAACCAGUGAUAACUCUCUUGUCUUGUAAAAAGGGUUUGUACAUAACUUGUACAUGGUUUCAUUUUGUAUUUUUCGCAGAUUAAAAAUUUAUGUAUUUGUGUUCUAAAACAA